Penicillium maclennaniae is the source of this 945-nucleotide messenger RNA. Its product is annotated as cytochrome P450 monooxygenase. The record is from RefSeq and is a predicted model, not a curated record. The transcript has 3 exons. Gene Ontology annotation, molecular function: heme binding; monooxygenase activity; oxidoreductase activity, acting on paired donors, with incorporation or reduction of molecular oxygen. Lineage: Eukaryota; Fungi; Ascomycota; Eurotiomycetes; Eurotiales; Aspergillaceae. The coding region runs from base 1 to 945 and encodes 314 amino acids.
AUGAAGAUCCACGCGAAACAACUCGGAAUAUACAUUGCGGCCGCAUCCAUAGUACUGUCCAUCUACCCAGGUCCAAUCGUGCGCCUUGCUCCCAAUGAACUCAUUUUCAGUGAUCCUGAGGCGAUCAAGUCUAUCUACGGCGUGAACUCGGGCUUUACCAAGAGUGAUUUCUAUCAUGCCUUUCGCGCUCCAGUGGGUCGCUUCCCAGAUCACUUCUCUUCUGAUAACCAGCAAAUUCAUGCCGAGCGACGUCGGAUUGUCAACCCAGUGUACUCUCUUCACAAUGUACUAGAAGCCGAGCAGUAUGUGGAUGGUUGUAUCGACGUUCUAUUGGAGCAACUUUCGGACAGUGCCGACAAGAAACAAUGCAUUGAUCUGCAUGAAUGGAGUCGCUUCUUUGCCUAUGAUACAAUUGGGGAGUUAUUCUUCAGCAAGACUUUCGGAUCUCUGAGGAGCCGACAUGAUCAUCUCGGAUUCAUGGCAUCUGCAGAUUACCUGAUUCCCGUGAUGACACUGGCUGCUUUGAUGCCAAUCUAUCUUCGGCCCGUUUUUAUGCUCACAGGAAUGCUGUUCCCCAGCCUCCGCAAAGCAUUUAGAGCGGUAGGCACAUUGACCGACGCGUCUAACCGGGUGGUCGCCGAGCGCGUCCAGCCUGGUCAGAGUGAGGUCAAAUCCGAGCGAUCAGAUUUUAUUACCAAGGUGUUGCAGAUCUACCGCGAGAAAGGCCCGAAAGUCGACUUUGAUAUCGACGAUGUCAAGACGGAAGCCUGGUCGGCCUUCUUCGGCGGCGGCGACACCACGGCCAUCUACCUAUCCACGACUCUACUACAUUCUGAAAGACCCAGAGAUCUACACAAGAGUCCAAAAAGAGAUCGACCAAGCCAGACGGGAUUCUGCUUCUUCAAGCCGGAGAGUAAUCCUGUCCGAGUGUACCGCAGGAUGUAA